Tilletiaria anomala UBC 951 is the source of this 1970-nucleotide messenger RNA. RefSeq lists its product as uncharacterized. The record is from RefSeq and is a predicted model, not a curated record. Lineage: Eukaryota; Fungi; Basidiomycota; Exobasidiomycetes; Georgefischeriales; Tilletiariaceae. The transcript has a single exon. The coding region runs from base 67 to 1773 and encodes 568 amino acids.
CACUGAUGCUUACUCCAGAAUGAUGUGAUAGUCUCUACGCGUGGCUACCAGGUCAGGCGCUCCGCAAUGGCAAGCCGCAGUGUACCGGGGUCGCGAUUGCACUACCGCUUGACUGCCGGGGCGCUGCCAGCCAGCCAGGAUCUCUGGCGUGGGAUGAGCGACAUUGACGAAACGGAGGUCGUACAGAUUGAUAAGUCCCUGCCAUCCGUUUUCGAGAGACAACAGGCUGGUUCUUCGUCGGGACACUCGCGGACAUCGAAUGCGCGUUUGAAACGCCCGCAUUCGUCCACUUCAGGAUUGGCUACAUCACCCCGGCAGAGGCUAGCAGAUAAACGCCGCUCGCUCGCUGCAUCGCUGUUCUCUUCUGAUGAGGAAGACAAGCAGCUAAGAGUGCGGUCUCCGCGCCAAGCCCAAGGAGUCGCUGCGCUCAAGGGCAAGGCGAAAACACCUGCCAGGACCCCAAUAUCUGGCACGCGAGACAUGCGCAAGGCAAUGUUUGCCAAUUUCGUUGACGACAGCGAUGGAGAGAAGAGUGAUGGCUCGAGCGGCAGCGCGGAUGAUCUGAUUGCAGCUAUGCCGACUCCGGCACCCUUCCAACCGGCCUCAUAUACUCAACUUGCAGGCGCCACUGAACGCAUUGCACUAGCAAACGGUGCCCUGCAAUCCACAUCCCACUUCAGACCUGCACUUCACGAGCUGCUGUCUGCGCACAACGGAAGCCACAAUACACCCAUGGCUGGAGCAAGGGAAAGUGACGCGACAAGCACCGGCAAGAAGAGCGCAGCUGGAAACAGCUCACUGCUCGACGCAUUGGACCACAUUCUCGAUGGAGGCGAACCGUCUCGCGGAGCGAAUGACAUGCCCACUCUCAGCCCUUCCGCUAAAGGCAAGGCUCGCGCUCAUGAUGCACCACCGAAGAGGAAAAGUAAGACGGCGCAAGAGAGGAAAUAUCACGCUUUGCGAAACAACACAACUUUGACCCAGAUUGGUCUGGUGGUCUCAGAGGGAAAGGGGAAAGGGAAAGGGAAAGGAAACGCAAGGGAAAAGGAAAUAGAGAGAGGGACAGGUUCUAGCAUACGUGGAAGGCCUGCAGCUGCCAUCGACAUCAUAUCUGAUGGGGAUGAUGAUCAGCCACGGGCUGGCCCAAGUCGCCCACACGCAGCAGUGAAGAACAUGCAGCAAUGCAACCAAUUUGACGACACGAGAGAUCUGCUGGACGACAUUGACUUUGACGAUGUCGAACUCACACAAGAGAUCAGGCAAGAAGCGCACAUGCUACCGGAUCCUUCCGGACCGUCUCCGCCUGUUGGCCUGGAGGACAAUCAACUCAUCAGAUGGUUCGCUAGUCGAUCGUGUCCGGGCAAUGUCGCCAAGAAGCUCAACGACGUGUCGCUCUCGAAGAACCGCAAAAAGAUUUAUAACGAGCUAUUUGUCAAGAACGGCGACGCGUCAUCUUCUCCGUUGGAGCACCCCAAGACGUGGUUCACGAAGAACAUGCCUGGCUUGGCCACGGCAGGGUCGAGAAGCAGGGCCAAGAGAGCACCCGCAAAGGCGCCGGCGAGGGUGUCGGGGAGUCAGCAUUGUGGGAUACAAGCGGCGCGGGGCGGUGGAACUGGCGGGUAUCCAGGCCGGAAGAGGUCAUAUAAUUGGCGGAAGAAAGCUGGGGGAAGUGCGAUUCGGCCAGCCGGCCGCAGCGAGGUCAAGGCUGGGAAUAGGAGGAAGUGGAAUGGCUACACACGAAAACGGGAUGGGCCCAAAGCAGAGAUAAAAUGAAAAAGCACACACUCUACUUUGCGUCACGAUUGUAUGCACUGCAUGUUGCUCUGCUGCUUUCGUGCUACAUUGAGUGAAUGAGUGGGCUGCAUCUGAUACCCGAAUACUUUUGAUGAGAUACUGCUGCUGCUGCUAUUGUUAUUGUUGUUGUUAAUGACUUCUUGAUUUACCUUCACAAAUAAAUCAAUCCUCUGUGG